Molecule: messenger RNA, 1731 nt
Organism: Anopheles merus
Lineage: Eukaryota; Metazoa; Arthropoda; Insecta; Diptera; Culicidae
Product: juvenile hormone esterase-like
Exons: 3
Coding region: 1-1731 (576 amino acids)
Source: RefSeq, a predicted model, not a curated record
AUGUCUAAAAAGUUUAAAUCUAACCUUUACUGUGAAGUUCCUAUCUCACUACUGUUUUUACUAUUGUUGGCGAUCAUACGUGCAGGAGGCGUUGAACUGUUCCAAACUGAACCCGUUGUGUGCAUUAGUGAUGGUUGUUUGCGAGGCACGGUCUUGCAGAACAGUGUUGGCAGCACUUAUCCAGCGUUUCUGGGCAUUCCGUUUGCCAAACCUCCUAUCGGGAAGCUUCGGUUUGCGAAUCCACAACCCAACGAUCCAUGGAAGGGAAAGUACGAUGCAUCCACGACAAAGAGCGCAUGUAUCCAGAUAGUAACAGUCCUCCCAUCGCCUCGCCUGUACGGGUCAGAGGACUGUCUGUACCUGAACGUGUUCAUGCCGACUCUACAAAUCCGGGAAACUGCACUACUUCCCGUGAUGGUCUACAUUCAAGGUGGUGGAUUUUUGUACGGCUCAGCGCAACUGGAACAGCGUAAUCCUGCCCGCUUUAUGACCUGGCGUCGUGUGAUCGUUGUGACGUUCCAGUACCGCUUGGGUGUGUUUGGAUUUCUCUCCACGGGCGACCGGUCUGCACCAGGAAACUUUGGCAUGAAGGAUCAAGUGAUGGCGCUCCGAUGGGUAAAGAAGAACAUCCGUGCGUUCGGAGGAGAUCCCAACCGGGUUACGAUCUUCGGUGAAAGUGUUGGAGGAUCCAGUGUACAGUACCAGAUGCUCAGUCCUCUGAGUCGAGGUCUGUUUCAUCGGGCAAUAAGCAUGGGUGGUAGUGAUUUCUAUAGCAUGAAAGGAGCGAUCGGAAGUCCUCUUACUUUCGCAAGAGCGCAGGCGAACGUAGUUGGAAUAGAGGACGCCAAUGAACUGUCAUCGGCGGAGCUGGUCGAGCAGCUGCGAAAGGUGGAUGCGUAUGAGCUGACGCGCAGUAUCGAACGGUUGAAGCAGUGGGAUAUCCACCCGAUCACCAUGUACCUUCCAGUAGUGGAGCCGCCGGGGGAACCAGAGUCCUUUUUGGUCGAAGAUCCUCGAGCUGCUUGGAGGCGGGGAGCAUAUGCAGCUGUUCCUUGGAUGACGGGAAGCAUUCCGAACGAAGGAUCCAUCAUCACACAGACGAUUUACAAGAAUGAAUCACUAAUUGAAGAUUUCAAUGCAAAGUUUGUCUUUGCGUUACCGUUCAUACUAGGAACUAGUAUCUCGAAGGAGAAACUCACAGGGCUUAGAAAGCGUUUCCUCAAGAACACUCCUCCCUCGAAGUGGAUUACCAAGGAUAACUACGCUGAGAUCACUAAGCUGUUUUCGGAAGCCUAUUUCCAGUACCCGAUGGUAAAGAACAUCAAGCAGCACCUCGCCAACCGGAAGAAUACUUCGACCAGUGUCUACUCCUUCCAGUUUCGUGGCCGGUACUCUUUCUCCACAUUGUUAACCGGCUCAGAAAAGUCGUACGGUCUUAGUCAAGCCGACGAGAUGAUCUACCUUUUCCGUAUGCAACUGUUGUUCCCCGAGUUUCCACCAGGCUCGCCGGAAGCGGAAAUGGCCCAGCUGUGGGUAAAGUUUAUCGUAGACUUUGCCACGCAAGAAUCGGUCGAUAAGAUCGGAACAUGUUACGGCGAAAAGUGUGACGUGGUGACGUUUGCAAACUCGAACAAUCGAUACUUUCUCGUAAGCAAAAAACUUGUGCCAGGGCUGGACGAAGAGAUGUACCGCUUUUGGAAGGGUUUUUAUGAGGAAAUAGCAUCAUAUUAA